CGAAGAAGAAAACAACUUCCGGAAAUAGUAUUUAAACUCUCACGAACGGCCACUAACAUGGAUUUAAGCUUGACUUAAGCCAAAACAACUCUUACGCUCAACAAAAUGAAAAUUUCUAAUGAGGGAAAAACGACCGGGGGAAACGAAUCAUUGACUGGCUGACUGUUCAGCCUGUUAAGUAGGUUUAAUAGCCGCGCGGUUCAGGAUGGAAAGACUCCUGUCGGUGCUGACCGAAAAACGAGUCCUGUUCUCGGUUUCCUUUGUAGUCCGACUGGCGUUGGUGCUUUAUGGAGACUAUCAAGACCGGAACAUGGUGGUGAAGUAUACAGACAUCGACUACCAUGUCUUUACGGAUGCUGCGAGGUUUAUCACGGAGGGUCAAUCUCCUUACAACAGGUCAACAUAUCGCUACACUCCCCUCCUGGCCUGGCUACUCACCCCAAACAUCUACCUCAGCGUUGUAUUUGGAAAGCUCCUCUUCAUCGUGUGCGAUGUUCUGUCAGGACUCCUCAUCUACAAGCUCCUGUGCCUGCGGGGGGUCAGCUGUCAGAUUGCUCGUUACGUUUCUUCAUUGUGGCUUCUCAACCCGCUGCCUAUGGGGGUGUCGAGCCGAGGGAACGCAGAGUCUAUCCUGUCCGCUCUGGUGCUGGGAACUUUACUCUGCAUGGAAGUCAGGCGUCUGGCGUGGGCUGCUGUGCUGUACGGCCUGUCUGUUCACAUGAAGAUCUACCCCGUCACAUAUGCUCUGCCCAUCGCACUGAGUCUGCGCUCGCCGCACACCAAGACAACCACAGAGCAUUGGAGCUGGAGGACAGCUUUCGGCUUUAUUGGAAGUUUCCUGAAUUCCAAGCUGAUCCUCUUUGCAAGCGUGGCCGGGGGAGUUUUCUUCACUCUGACGGCGCUGUUCUACUACAUGUACGGUUGGGUGUUUCUCCAUGAAACCUACUUAUACCAUCUGACCAGGAGAGACAUCAGACACAACUUCUCCCCGUACUUCUACAUGCUCUACCUCACUGCAGACAGCAGAUGGAGCCAGGCGCUCGGUCUGGCAGCUUUCCUUCCUCAGCUCAUCCUGCUGGUGGUGUCAUCCUGGACUUUUCAUCGAGACCUGGCCUUCACCUGUUUCCUACACACAGCCAUAUUUGUCUCCUUCAACAAAGUCUGCACUUCUCAGUACUUCCUGUGGUAUCUGUCCUUACUUCCUCUGGUCAUCCCUCACCUGACUCUCUCAGUGAAACAGGGUGUGAUGCUGCUGCUGCUCUGGUUUGCUGGACAGGCUCUCUGGUUGGCUCCAGCUUACUUCCUGGAGUUUGAAGGCCACAACACGUUCUUCCUGAUCUGGUUGGCUGGAUUAUUCUUCUUGGUCAUCAACUCCUUCAUCCUAGUUCAGAUCAUAGCACACUACAAAUCCAGGAAAUCUCUGGAGCGGCAGAAGGCGGAAUGACCUUUUUUUAGGGAUUUAAAUCUCCCGACUUCACCUGGAAGACUAAAGGAAUCUUCUCCGUCUCUGAUAGUCUCAGUUUCAGACUGUUUUGCUUUCUUGGGUUGUGAAAUCUGCGGCAUUUGUGAGAUCCGCUGCGCUUCUGCUUUAGCGAGACACAUGCCUCGUUUGGAUUAACAGUUAUCCUGAGUUAAACCCACGGAUUAAAUGCUUGUCAUUGCAGGUCAGAGCACUUAAAUCCACAGCAGCUCUUGCGCGGCAAAAAACUGCUGUUCUACUAAUAUAUAUAUAUAUAUAUAUUUUCAUUUUCCUCCUUGGAGAUGGAAAGUGUGAAGCGUGCAGCACCUGUGGUUGACGCACACAAUGAAGCAGAUGUUCAAAAUUAAAAUUUCAAAAAGCACUGCAUGCUUUUUUGAGCAGGAA
Messenger RNA from Oryzias melastigma (Indian medaka), 1864 nucleotides. It is a transcript of the gene pigm, whose product is annotated as phosphatidylinositol glycan anchor biosynthesis, class M. Gene Ontology annotation, biological process: GPI anchor biosynthetic process. The transcript has 8 exons. The coding region runs from base 206 to 1444 and encodes 412 amino acids. Gene Ontology annotation, molecular function: GPI mannosyltransferase activity; alpha-1,4-mannosyltransferase activity. Gene Ontology annotation, cellular component: membrane; glycosylphosphatidylinositol-mannosyltransferase I complex. NCBI's taxonomy places the organism in Eukaryota, Metazoa, Chordata, Actinopteri, Beloniformes, Adrianichthyidae. The record is from RefSeq and is a predicted model, not a curated record.